Molecule: messenger RNA, 3294 nt
Organism: Leishmania braziliensis MHOM/BR/75/M2904
Lineage: Eukaryota; Euglenozoa; Kinetoplastea; Trypanosomatida; Trypanosomatidae
Product: putative kinesin
Exons: 1
Coding region: 1-3294 (1097 amino acids)
Biological process (GO): mitotic spindle organization; microtubule-based movement
Molecular function (GO): microtubule motor activity; ATP binding; microtubule binding
Source: RefSeq, a predicted model, not a curated record
AUGAGCGGAUCCAUGUCGGCCCGCUCACUCCAUGAGAGCUCGCCGCUUGGCACAACGUCGACGCGUCGGCCUGGCCGACGCCUAAGCACAUUUUCGGCACGCUCCGUGUCCUCAUCGACCUCUACACACGCCACGCCAACCCGCGAGCGCUCCUCGGCAGCGUCGAGCGCUCGUCGAGCUCGUAAUGGCGGGAACAGCCACACCGGCGAGUACGCGAUGCCGGCGGCGCAGACGCCGUCGAAUGCCAUGAAGGUGUACAUCCGCGUCCGCCCCUUCAGCGAGCGUGAAAUUGCGCAGAAGGUGACGCCGCACAGCACUGUGCGCAUCGAUGCACAGAACCCCUCGCAGCUGACCAUCUUGGAUCCCUCGCGCGGCUUUCGUCCCCUCACCACGCACCCCUUUACGCGCUGUUUUUGGUCCGUCUUUGAAAAGGGUGAGGGGCAGCUGCUCAACAAGGUGGACACGUUCCUCAGCGGUGGCAUGAACUCUGCUCCUCGCUCUCGCGCGCAGGCGCUCGUCGCAGGGCAGCCGGUGCUCGGUUCCGUUCGCCGCGGCGCCCGCGCAACACUCGACGGGGAUGCGGCUCCACCCGCUACUCAGACGUACGACGGCGCCGGCUCGGCACCAGUGAUGGUCGACGCCAAUGUCAGCCACCCUCCGUAUGCGGGGCAGGAUCAGGUGUACGCGCACGUCGGCAAGCCCAUCGUGGGCAACACCCUCGACGGAUACAAUGGGUGCGUGUUCGCCUACGGGCAGACGGGCAGCGGCAAGACCUUCACGAUGCUCGGCUACGCGCCGAGCACGAGCGACAUUCGCGCUCGAAAAGGCUCCUUCGUCAGCGCGGCGAGCACGGAGAACAGCACCCCUCUUGACGGCGCGGUAGAGCCGUUUGAGAGUGAUGACGGCGACGACGUGGUGGACAAGACGGGACUAGACCCGAACGAGCUGCAAGGCAUCAUCCCGCGCGCGUGCAUGGACCUGUUCGACGGCCUCCGUGCGAAGCGCGCCAAGGACUCCGACUUCACGUACCGCGUGGAGGUGUCGUACUACGAGAUCUACAACGAGAAGGUGUUCGACCUUAUCCGGCCGCAGCGCAACACGGACCUGAGAAUUCGUAACUCGCCCAACUCCGGCCCGUUCAUCGAAGGGCUGACGUGGAAGAUGGUGUCCAGGGAAGAGGACGUCGCCCGCGUGAUUCGCAAGGGCAUGCAGGAGCGCCACACGGCUGCGACGAAGUUCAACGACCGCAGCAGCCGCAGCCACGCCAUCCUGACCUUCAACAUUGUGCAGCUGUCGAUGGACGACUCCGACAACGCGUUCCAGAUGCGCAGCAAGCUGAACCUGGUGGACCUUGCGGGGUCUGAGCGCACCGGCGCCGCUGGAGCCGAGGGCGAUGAGUUCCACGACGGGGUGAAGAUCAACCAGUCGCUCACGGUGCUGGGCCGCGUGAUUGACCGUCUGGCGGACCUGUCGCAGAACAAGGGGGGCGGCCUUAGCAUUCCGUACCGCGACUCGAACCUGACGUGGGUGCUGAGCGACUCGAUUGGCGGCAACAGCCAGACCUCGAUGGUGGCCACCAUCUCGCCGCACUCGAUCAACUUCGACGAGAUGCGCCAGACCAUUCGCUACGCGUCACGAGCAAAGAACAUCAUCAACUGGGUAAAGAAAAAUGAGGAUCCGCAGGUCGUGCAGCUUCGCGAGCUGCGCGCGCAGGUGGCGGACCUGGAGCUGCGGCUGAAGGAGGCGGGUGGCAGCAACUACACGAACGAGUAUGUGCGUGGAUUAGAGAAGAAGCUUCACCUGGCGGAAAAAAAGUGUGAUGAGCAGGAGCGCAUCAUAGCGGGACUGCGGGCACAGCUGGAGUUUGCUGGUGUCGCUGAUCCGACUCUCGCCGAGGGGUAUCUGGACCCGACGACGCGCGCCAAGGAGGAUCAGCAACGAGCGAAAAAGGAGGAGAACCUGCGCAAACAGCUGGACAAGGCGCAGAUGACGGUUGCUGAGUUAAAGGCUGAGCUCGAGCGCCGCGUUGCGACGAUCGAGUCGGAGUCUCUCAAGGCGAUGAGGGAAGCCCUGCAGAAGCAGGAGGCUCGACUGGCUGUCGUCGCCACCGGAGUGAGCCUCUACCACCGAGUGCUCCCUCACUUUGACGACAUAGACAUCGUUAUGGCGCUUGUGAGGGAGAAGGAGACACUUCUCCAGCGCGCCUGCGAAGACAUCCUAGAUACCAACACUGAGUCGGCUGCCGCUGUGGAGAAGAUGCUAAGAGAGCGCGAGCACGACUUGCGCGAGACGAAGCGGCUUCACGAAGAGAAACUGGCAGCGCAGGCGGAGCGGUUCUGCACGCGGCUGAAGGAAGCGUCCGACGAGAACGCAGCGCAGCAGCAGCAACUUCUUGAUCGCCACCGUGACGCUAUCGCGCAGCUGGAGGAGCGCCUGCAACGCAGCCGCGAGAUUAGUGAAAUAGAGCUCAAGCGUAGCGAGGAGGCAAAGGAGCAGUUGAAGCAGCGGAUGCAGGUCGCACAGGAGCGAAUGCGCCACGAGUAUCAGCAGGAGAUCGAGCGCUUGCGGGCCAGACUAGAUGGCGACAUCGGAGACCGUCACAAGUCUGUUGACGCGCUGCGCCAGCUUCAGGAAAUGCAUGAGCGUGAGGCGACACGCUUGAAGGACGAGAUGGAUCACCUGAGGCGCAGCAGGGAUAGCGACUGCGCUCGCCUGCAGAAUCAACUGGAGAACGAGCGUUUGCGCCGCGAAUCGGACCUGAUGGAGAAAGAUCGCCAGGCAAGACUCGUUCGCAACGAGGUCGAUGAUGCGAAGCGCGCAAUCGACAAGCUGAACGACGAGAAGGGUAAGAUGGAGAAGGAGUACCAAGACCAGAUCCGCGGCUUGAUGCAGCAACAGGAGCAGCUCGUUACUGCGAGUAACGCCGUUCUCUCCGGCUGGGAAAACAAGUCCUCAGAGCUUGAGGCGGAUCUGCACAAGCUGCGCGCGCUGCUCUACGACAGAGACUACAUGCACUUCCGGCAGAAGAUCCGAGAAAUGGCCUUCAUGGACCGCUCCGACUUUGAUCAGAAGCUGCAGGAGCUGGACGAGAAGGAGCGGCUGCAGGCGGCGCGCAUUAACCAGAUUAUAUCCAAGGCGCGCCGUGCCUAUGAUGAGCAGAGCCGUAGCCUGAAGCGAUUCGAGCGGGACAUCAAGGAUCGCAUCGACCGUGCCAAGGCAACUGACGGUAGCAAUAACAGCACGCCACGACCGGAGGGCACACCCCCUCCUCAUAACCACAUUGUCCCCAUGUAA